Molecule: messenger RNA, 2127 nt
Organism: Anoplopoma fimbria (sablefish)
Lineage: Eukaryota; Metazoa; Chordata; Actinopteri; Perciformes; Anoplopomatidae
Gene: pou3f3b
Product: POU class 3 homeobox 3b
Exons: 2
Coding region: 1-1314 (437 amino acids)
Biological process (GO): brain development; regulation of transcription by RNA polymerase II
Cellular component (GO): nucleus
Molecular function (GO): RNA polymerase II cis-regulatory region sequence-specific DNA binding; DNA-binding transcription factor activity, RNA polymerase II-specific
Source: RefSeq, a predicted model, not a curated record
AUGGCCACCGCCGCUUCCAAUCCUUAUCUGGCCAGCAAUAGCAUCCUAUCGUCCGGCUCCAUCGUGCACUCUGACUCUGGAGGUGGCAUGCAGCCGGGCAGUGCUGCGGUUACUUCGGGGUCUGGGGUCUACAGGGGCGACCCAUCGGUCAAGAUGGUACAAAGUGACUUUAUGCAGGGUGCGAUGGCAGCCAGCAACGGGGGACACAUGCUGAGCCAUGCCCACCAGUGGGUCACAUCCCUCCCGCACGCCGCAGCAGCCGCAGCAGCAGCCGCCGUCGCUGCAGCUGAAGCCGGAUCACCCUGGUCGUCGAGUCCCGUGGGGAUGACUGGCAGCCCCCAGCAGCAGGACGUGAAAAACUCCGGCAGAGACGACCUGCACACGGGCACCGCGCUGCACCACAGGCCGCCUCACUUAGCCCCCCAUCAGACUCACUCCGGGGCUUGGGGGAGCACGACCGCCGCUCACAUCAACUCCAUAUCCGGGGGACAGCAGCAGCAGCAGUCGCUCAUCUACUCCCAGCCGGGGGGGUUCACUGUGAACGGGAUGCUGAGUCCGGGGAGCCAGAGCCUGGUGCACCCGGGCUUGGUGAGGGGGGACACUCCGGAUCUGGACCACGGCAGCCACCACCACCACCAUCACCACCAGCAGCAGCAUCAGCACCAGCAUCACCACGGCGGCGUCAACAGCCACGACCCGCACUCGGACGACGACACGCCGACCUCGGACGACCUGGAGCAGUUCGCCAAGCAGUUCAAGCAGCGGAGGAUCAAACUGGGCUUCACGCAGGCCGACGUGGGCUUGGCUUUGGGCACCCUGUACGGGAACGUUUUCUCUCAGACGACCAUCUGCAGGUUUGAAGCUCUGCAGCUCAGCUUCAAAAACAUGUGCAAGCUCAAGCCUUUGUUGAACAAGUGGCUGGAGGAGGCCGACUCCACCACCGGCAGCCCCACCAGCAUCGACAAGAUCGCGGCGCAGGGGAGGAAGCGAAAGAAGAGGACCUCCAUCGAAGUGAGCGUGAAAGGGGCUUUGGAGAGCCACUUCCUCAAAUGCCCCAAACCCUCGGCCCAGGAGAUCACCGGCCUGGCGGACAACUUGCAGCUGGAGAAAGAGGUGGUUAGAGUGUGGUUUUGCAAUAGGAGACAGAAGGAAAAACGGAUGACGCCUCCAGGAGUGGCUCAGACGCCGGAGGAUGUGUACUCUCAGGUCGGCAAUGGGCAUUUUUUAGUAGAUUACUUAAAAGAUGCAAGUGAAGCGAGCGACCAGAGGGUGACAACUACAAGUUCAUUCCACCAGGUAAUUUUGGCGCAUUAAGACACACCAAGAGGAAAACCAAGUAUUGUUUUUAUUCUUUUUUUUCUCUUCCCCUUCUCCAAAAAAAGUACUCCCUCUCAUUAUCCUGUGUUUGAUUGAAGAAAAACAAAAGGAGCAGGCAUUUUGUAUAUUUAGAAAUGGGACUGAACCGCCUUCCCUGCUCUCCAUGCCUAACAAUAACAAGAGGGGGAAAGAAACUGCAACACUAUGAACAAGAGUGACAUCCACGAAGCUUCCGUCAUGAUUUACAGCAGUUGUUUGUUUAUUCUGAGGUGGGCUGCAUGGUUGCACUUACACACACGCGGAGGAUUGGGGAUAUUUUUUUGGUCGUCUUGAGGCCCAGAAAGAAAGAAAAAGACAACCUGGACCAGGACUGUGCCCGACUGAUCUCAAAGAUCACCUUCUUUUUGGGGUUGUUUUUUUUUUUAUAUAUAUUAUUUAAUGGACUUUGACACCGUGAGUGGAUUUUUCCUCCUUUUUUUCUCCCAACGAAUAGAGCAUAAGACAUUUGAAAAGACUUCAACUGCACUUAUUUGAGAAAAAAAAUAUGUUGCCAAGUGUGACUGAGUGGGUGCUGUGGAUUCACUAUUAUUGCUGCCCUUUCUAAGCAGUAUUCUUUGGUAGGUUUUAAUAAACAAAACUCUGUAAAGCCGGCAAUAUAGAUCACUAGAUCAGAUACUGAUCUGAGUUAUUUACUUUAUAUUUUUCAUCAGAAUGACUUGUUUUAAUAUUUUAUUCGGAAUACAUAUGAAUGAUUCCAAACGGUAAUUUAUUUCCCCCCCUUUGCAGGAACUUGUGUAAGAUGCUUUUCCC